ACUAUAAAAGGUACACGUCCACAGGAAGUCUUCAUUCGCUUUUCUUGGAGCCUUCUCUUCUCCUCGGUCCCCCAGUCCUCAGUAUCUCAGCUACUGCAAAAGUCUAGGUUGAUCAGACGAUACCAAUAUGGGAAAUGCUCUUAGGUUCCUAUUUGUAAAAUGUAGCAAAACCACCACUGCCACUGGGGAUUCUGAUUCACUAGAACCCCCUUAUAGACCAACCGUUUCUGGGGUUUCAGCUUUUGCCCAUGAUCUCUUCAAUUUUGAAAUCACCUCCCAGGUUCCUGAAGGUCUCAGUCAGCAUGUUGUAUCAUCAAGGAAAGCUCAGGCUAACUGGUAUGGAAAGCUACUACAGGCAUGGAGAGAAGCAAAACCACCACCAAAAACGCCUGAAAUGGUUGCUAUGCUUGUUAUUGAGACCUUGAAUAGACAUCAAAAGGCAGAUGUUGAGGGCUUGCUGGAAUUCUAUGGCCUUCCAAAUCCUUCUAUCAAUGUGGGAAUUUAUCCUAGAAUGCGAACAAGAUUGCCUGAACCAGUGCUGUUUGAAAUGCAUACACUACCAGUAGAUGGGAACACGGUACCAGAUGGGGAUGGUAUAAAUGUGUAUGUGAGUACUGUUGAUCCCAGGGAGUCAUCAAUCGUACCUAGAGAUGUUCUUAUUGCUGCAGACCAAAGAUCUAAAGCACGUGCUAAGAAGAAUUAUGACAAAGCAGAUGAACUUCGCCAGAAAAUUAUUGAAUCAGGAUACCAGGUCAUAAAUCUUCAAAAUGAACAGAUCCUUGCUCGAAAGUAUCGCAUUCGACUAAGAGGUAUAGACGCACCAGAGAAUUCUAUGCCGUAUGGAGAAGAAGCCAAACAAGAGUUGAUUAAUCUUGUUCAUGGCAAGUGUUUGAGAGUGCUCGUCUAUGGGGAAGAUCGUUACGGUCGCUGCGUGGCAGACGUAUACUGUGAUGGCAUAUUUGUGCAGGAAGUAAUGCUAAAGAAAGGACUUGCAUGGCAUUAUGCAGCAUAUGACCAACGCAUUGAACUUGCAACUUGGGAAAGAGAGGCUCGGGCAAAGCGAAUCGGCCUUUGGGCAUCAUCGAACCCUGAGAAGCCAUGGGAAUGGAGGAAGGACAGACGAGAAGCUACUUGGUUGUUUUAUAUGACAGCAGUUGGCAGUGUACAGCACAAGAUCACCUGAAAGUCAUAUGUUUUUUUGUGGAACCAAAGCAUGUAAGUGUCAUAAUUGUUCUCUUCUCUCUUCCCGUCUGAGGGAGUUCUAUCUUUGUUCUCUUUGUAUGUGUUUUUGAAACAAGCAGUGCAACUAAAAUAGAUCUUCAAGGGAGCAUUGUACCAUAAUAUAGCGUGCUGAAUCAUAUAAAUGAACAAUUUUAUUUAAAGCUUAGUUAUCAAGAAUACACAACUAUUUGGCAGCUCAUGAUCACCGAAAGACUGAAUGGCAAAUUCAUGUUGGCCGAACCAAAGCAUGUAGUAGGACCACUGCUCCAUGUAAAAUUUCCAGUAAAUAGCAUAGAUUUCAA
This is a messenger RNA of Durio zibethinus, 1523 nucleotides long. RefSeq names its product staphylococcal-like nuclease CAN2. The record is from RefSeq and is a predicted model, not a curated record. Gene Ontology annotation, biological process: tRNA aminoacylation for protein translation. NCBI's taxonomy places the organism in Eukaryota, Viridiplantae, Streptophyta, Magnoliopsida, Malvales, Malvaceae. Gene Ontology annotation, molecular function: nucleic acid binding; ATP binding; aminoacyl-tRNA ligase activity. Gene Ontology annotation, cellular component: cytoplasm.